This is a messenger RNA of Numida meleagris (helmeted guineafowl), 1559 nucleotides long. RefSeq names its product 3'(2'), 5'-bisphosphate nucleotidase 1 (gene BPNT1). The record is from RefSeq and is a predicted model, not a curated record. NCBI's taxonomy places the organism in Eukaryota, Metazoa, Chordata, Aves, Galliformes, Numididae. The transcript is spliced from 9 exons. Gene Ontology annotation, molecular function: 3'(2'),5'-bisphosphate nucleotidase activity. Bases 147 to 1070 code for a protein of 307 amino acids. Gene Ontology annotation, biological process: phosphatidylinositol phosphate biosynthetic process.
GGCCCCCAGCAUCCUCACAGCUCCGCGGGCCCCGCGCGGCGGGCACUUCCGGCUGCGCUACGGCACGCGGAGAGGUGGCGACGGGCCGCCAGAAGGGACACGCCGCGCAGCAACGCGUUUUUUCCUCUUCGCGGUGAGCAUUCAGUAUGGCUUCUCCAACUCUGCUCAUGCGUGUGGUCGCCUCUGCGUAUUCUGUUGCAGAAAAAGCUGCAACAAUUGUUAGAAAAGUCAUGGCCGGAGGAGAUCUGGGGAUAGUGGAGAAGAGUGGAGCCAAUGACUUGCAGACCAAAGCUGACAGACUGGUGCAAAUGAGCAUUUGUGCUUCACUGGCACGAAAAUUUCCCAAAGCAACAAUCAUAGGAGAAGAAGAACUACCUUCUGAAGAAGUAAAUGAGGAAUUAAUUGAAGAUGGCUACUGUGAAGAAAUACUAAAGAAAACUUGUCCUGCUCAGUACACGGGAAUUAAAGAGGAAGAGCUUGUAAUAUGGGUUGAUCCUUUGGAUGGAACCAAAGAGUACACUGAAGGUCUCCUUGACCAUGUCACAGUUCUCAUUGGAAUUGCUUAUGGAGGCAAAGCAAUAGCAGGAGUUAUUAACCAGCCAUAUUACAACUAUGAGUCAGGAGCUGAUGCAGUACUGGGCAGGACGAUUUGGGGAGUCCUGGGAAUAGGUGCCUUUGGAUUUCAGCUGACAGAAGCACCAGCUGGGAAACACAUUGUUGUUACCACGCGUUCACAUGGCAGUACCCUGGUAAAUGACUGCAUCAGUGCUUUGAACCCUGACAGCAUCAUCAGAGUUGGAGGAGCAGGAAACAAGAUCAUUCAACUUAUAGAAGGCAAAGCAUCUGCUUAUGUAUUUGCCAGUCCUGGAUGCAAGAAGUGGGAUACCUGUGCACCUGAAGCUAUUUUACAUGCGGUGGGAGGCAAGAUAACUGAUAUCCAUGGAAACUCCUUUCAGUAUAACAAAGAAGUAAAACACAUGAAUUCAGCUGGGGUCCUUGCCACUUUGAGAAAUUAUGACUAUUACGCCAGUCGUAUUCCUAACACAGUUAAACAAUCUCUUGUGCCUUAAAGCAGUAAAGUGUCUUCACUUGGCCUGGAAAGUUGAGAAGGUGAGAUUGUAGAAAAAUUAAACAAAGAAGAUAACUGAGCUUGAAAUUGUUUUAUGGAAUCUGGAUCUAAUUCUUACAUUAAGCUGUUCAAUAAUUUCAAAAUUACCUGCAGACUGUCUACUGUUGGAUCAGAUUGUUUUGCUAUGUUUAGCAGAUAAUAUAGUAAUUACAUUUCUUCAAUAUUUGUUUUCCACGUUCUUUGGAAAUAGAGUAUUCAUUCCAUGUGAUAUGACUGUGGUUAAUGUUCUGCUAAUCAUAACAAUAUAAUCCAAAAGUCAUCUUACUAUUUAGGGCACAAAUUCAUUUUAACUUAUCUACCAAACUUCGUUCAAUGUUUUUUCUUGUAUGUACUCAACAAGAUUUUGUUGUGUUGAAUACAAAUGGAGUAGGAGCUUGAAUGGAUGGAUGGUCACGUUUACAAUAAAAGUGGAUGGUUUUGAUUCUUAGAA